UAUCCAAAUCUCAUUUUCCUAUUCAUAGCCUAUCAUCUCUUCUCACCCUUAGCUUUUUCCCCUAAAAUUAUGUCGAAGAUGGUUGCUGUGACCAUAAAAGAGUCAUCACUCGUGAAGCCGGCGGAGGCAACUUGGACCGGCCGGAUGCCUCUGUCGGAGUUCGAUAUGACCGGAACCAUAACCCACAUAGACACUCUAUACUUCUACAACAAACCCACCACCAGCGUGCCACAAAACGACGUCGCUCUGGUGAAUCUGCUGAAGGACUCCUUGAGCAGGACGUUGGUCGCAUUCUACCCGCUGGCCGGGCGGCUACACCCCAUCGGCGGUGGAAGGUUGGAGCUGGACUGUAACGGCGCUGGGGUCCAGUUCAACGAGGCGCAUGCCGAAACGACAUCGCUGGAUGAAUUGUUGGGGUUGUUUGGCAGUGACGUGUCUGGUACUAGCCGGUGCAGCGGUACGGAAUUUCUGCCGCUGGUCCCGGCGGUGGAUUACGGCAGACUUGGGAUCAACGAGUGGCCGUUGCUGCUGGUCCAGCUCACCAGGUUCAGUUGCGGCGGGAUCUGCCUCGGUUUCAACAAUUCCCACGUGGCGGCCGAUGGGCUGGCUGCCAUGCACUUUUUCCACGAGUGGGCCCGCGUGGCCCGCGGGCAAGGGAUUGGUACGCUGCCGGUUUUGGAUCGAAGGGUUCUGCGGGCAGGAUUGCCGCCGCUUGCUGGGCAGCCGGCCUUCGAUCCUGCCCAGUUCCACCGCCCGCCGGUUCUGCUUCCUGACGCGGAGUGCUCCGGUAACAAUGGUAGAGAGACCGCCGCGACGAGACUGAGGCUGACGAAACCCCAAGUCCAGAUUCUGAAGGACAUGGCAAACAAAAACAUAAGAACCACCCGUCCGUACACCACUUACGAAACCCUAACAGCCCACACGUGGAGGUGCGCCUGCAAAGCCAGGAAACUCAAUCCCGACCAGCCGACCACCGUCGACAUCUGCGUGGACGCCCGCCGACGCAUCAACCCGCCGCUGCCGGAUGCUUACUUCGGCGAUGCCAUUUUCGACGUGAAGGCGACGAGCCUUUCCGGCGACCUCGUGAGGAAGGGACUAGGGUACGCGGCAGGGAAGGUGAGGGAAGCGGUGGCGAAGGUGGACAGUAAGUUUCUGUGGUCGGCCAUUGAGUACUUGAAGAACCAACCUGACAUGACCAAGUUCCUUGACUUCAAUGAUUAUGAUGAUGAUCGGGAGCCUUACUUUGGGAUUCCUAAUCUGGUGGUGACGAGCUGGCUGAGGCUGCCGAUGCUGGGCUUGGACUUCGGGUUCGGGAAGGAGGUUCAUAUGGACACCACCUUUGAGUUCGACGGCGUCGUGACUUUGUCGGAAAGUCAAGCUGCCGGCGACGUUGUGGUUUCCAUUUGCUUGAGGUCUGACCAUAUCCACGCUUUCAAUCGCUUUUUCUAUGAUGAUAUAUCCAUGCAUGGGACUAGCGAAUGA
Messenger RNA from Linum tenue, 1482 nucleotides. The record is from the annotation of a GenBank genome assembly. Lineage: Eukaryota; Viridiplantae; Streptophyta; Magnoliopsida; Malpighiales; Linaceae.